AGCCGAGGGAGUUCGGCUCUGAGGCGUCUUGCAGACACAGAGAAUUGGUCUUACUAUAGUUUGCACAUGUAUCAGAUACCAGAGGACAAAGAUUACAGGUCAACAACCCACCGCCUCUGUUUGGGACAGGGGGCGGCUCAUUUGGCUUGAGUCUCAUAGGCUGUGAUCAUCUACACCCAUCACAUACACACACACACACAAACAAACAGGUAGCCAAAUGUGAACACACACAAAGUUUACCCUAACUUUCCCCUUGACCAAGAGCAGCGUCUUUGUCGUCUCGACCCAAAGAAGAAAACCAACAAUGUCCGGCAUCAUGAAAGUGCUCCUGCUCCUUGUUGCCGCGGUCUGCAUCUCUACAGCUUUGACCAACGAAUCUGGUGAGAACUGUCUGUGUCAGCAUACCCGUAAUGGCACUGACGGGUCAGAUUUGAAGGACAUCCAGAUCUACCCGGCCACCAGGUUCUGUAACAAAGUGGAGAUUGUUGUCACCACCGGCGCAGGACACCGCUACUGCCUGAACCACAGGGCGAAGGCAGUGAAAGCCAUCGUGCUUCAGAUCCUAAGGUCCAGGGGAUCCAUCAAACCCAGCCAGUCCAGCUGAUUUCCCUGCCAUCAGAGACAUGUAGCUCUGUUUCACUAUUUGGAUAAUCACAUGACCUCUGACCACGUCAGGAAGGCACCUUUAUUGAAUGUAGACGUGAAAUUAGUCCAACUUUUUGUUUAAUAUCCUCUAUCCUAUCCUAUUUUUAUAGAUUUCUCUGUCUUGUCUUACCUUCUCUGACUUGUCUUGCGAACAGAUUUUAUAUUUUAUGUUUUCUAUGCAUGUUAUUGUAACUUAACUUUUUUAAAUAAUAAUAAAAAAUCCAAAAAAAUA
Pleuronectes platessa (European plaice) is the source of this 877-nucleotide messenger RNA. Its product is annotated as alveolar macrophage chemotactic factor 2. The transcript has 4 exons. NCBI's taxonomy places the organism in Eukaryota, Metazoa, Chordata, Actinopteri, Pleuronectiformes, Pleuronectidae. Gene Ontology annotation, biological process: antimicrobial humoral immune response mediated by antimicrobial peptide; inflammatory response; cellular response to lipopolysaccharide. Gene Ontology annotation, molecular function: chemokine activity; CXCR chemokine receptor binding. Gene Ontology annotation, cellular component: extracellular region. The record is from RefSeq and is a predicted model, not a curated record. Bases 305 to 604 code for a protein of 99 amino acids.